Molecule: messenger RNA, 2866 nt
Organism: Ricinus communis (castor bean)
Lineage: Eukaryota; Viridiplantae; Streptophyta; Magnoliopsida; Malpighiales; Euphorbiaceae
Product: vacuolar protein sorting-associated protein 35A
Exons: 21
Coding region: 234-2612 (792 amino acids)
Biological process (GO): retrograde transport, endosome to Golgi; intracellular protein transport
Cellular component (GO): retromer, cargo-selective complex; retromer complex; late endosome
Source: RefSeq, a predicted model, not a curated record
AUCGAUAAACAAACCAACGGUAGAGAUGUAAGCCCAAAGGUGAACCUGAAGAGCACAGAAUCACUGAUCGAUCGCGAAUAACAAAACUAAGUACUUGACAGGCAGUUGAGAGGCUCGUUCGUCGAAUACAAGCAAAGUCAAGACUCAGCCUCGAUCAAUCCAUAGAAAUUAAGAUCGUUUUAUUUGUGUUUUAGAGAGAGAAAGACUGUUCAGAGAGAGAAAGUGGGAGAAGAAUGAUCGCAGACGGAGUGGAAAACGAAGAGAAAUGGCUAGCGGCAGGAAUCGCAGGUCUUCAACAAAAUGCUUUCAACAUGCAUCGCGCUUUGGAUUCGAAUAAUCUAAGAGACGCUUUGAAGUAUUCAGCGCAGAUGCUCUCUGAGUUACGGACUUCGAAGCUUUCUCCUCAUAAGUACUAUGAGCUCUAUAUGCGCGCAUUUGAUGAGUUGAGGAAGUUGGAGAUCUUCUUUAGGGAAGAGACACGCCGUGGUUGUUCAAUUAUUGAUUUGUAUGAGCUUGUGCAGCAUGCUGGUAACAUAUUGCCUAGAUUGUAUCUCCUCUGUACUGUGGGGUCUGUGUACAUUAAAUCUAAAGAAGCUCCUGCGAAGGAUGUUCUUAAGGAUCUUGUGGAAAUGUGCCGUGGCAUUCAGCAUCCUGUACGUGGGCUGUUCUUAAGGAGUUAUCUUUCUCAAGUCAGUAGGGAUAAGUUACCUGAUAUAGGUUCCGAAUAUGAAGGGGAUGCUGACACAGUCAUGGAUGCUGUGGAGUUUGUCCUGCAAAACUUUACUGAGAUGAACAAGUUGUGGGUGCGGAUGCAACAUCAGGGACCUGCCCGGGAAAAGGAGAAGCGGGAGAAAGAAAGGAGCGAGCUACGUGAUCUUGUUGGGAAGAACCUGCAUGUCCUCAGUCAGAUAGAAGGUGUUGACCUUGAUAUGUAUAAAGAAACUGUACUUCCCAGGGUUCUUGAACAGGUUGUCAAUUGUAAAGAUGAGAUUGCUCAGUUUUAUUUGAUGGAUUGCAUUAUCCAAGUAUUUCCAGAUGAGUAUCACUUGCAAACUCUUGAAGUCUUGUUGGGUGCAUGCCCACAGCUGCAGCCAUCUGUUGACAUCAAGAUGGUGCUUUCUAGAUUGAUGGAGAGACUCUCAAAUUACGCAGCUUCAAGUACAGAAGUUUUACCUGAGUUCUUGCAAGUAGAAGCUUUUUCGAAAUUGAACCAUGCCAUAGGAAAGGUCAUAGAAGCACAGGUUGAUAUGCCUAUGUUUGGAGCUGUGACUUUAUAUUCCUCUCUCCUCACUUUUACCCUCCAUGUUCACCCGGACCGGCUGGACUAUGCAGAUCAAGUCUUGGGAGCAUGUGUUAAGAAAUUAUCAAAUAAAGGAAAGCUUGAAGACAGCAAAGCCACAAAACAAAUUGUCGCACUCUUAAGUGCUCCAUUAGAAAAAUAUAAUGAUGUUGUCACUGCUCUGAAGCUCUCAAACUAUCCCCGUGUCAUGGAGUAUCUUGACAAUGAGACAAAUAAAGUCAUGGCAACUGUUAUAAUCCAGAGUAUUAUGAAAAACAACACUCGCAUUUCUAUAGCUGAUAAGGUUGAGGCAUUGUUUGAAUUGAUCACAGGACUUAUCAAGGAUUUGGAUGGAACUCAUGAGGAGGUUGAUGAAGAUGAUUUCAAAGAGGAGCAGAAUUCUGUUGCACGUCUUAUUCAGAUGUUGCAUAAUGAUGAUCCUGAAGAAAUGUAUAAGAUCAUAUGUACAGUGAGGAAGCAGAUCAUGACUGGAGGACCAAAGCGUUUGCCCUUCACUGUUCCCCCUCUUGUAUUUUCUUCUCUUAAGUUGGUUAGGCGACUACAAGGCCAAGAGGAAAAUCCUUUUGGGGAUGAGUCAUCAACUACACCAAAGAAAAUUUUUCAGCUUUUGAAUCAGAUGAUUGAGGCUUUGUCAAUUGUUCCAGCACCUGAAUUGGCAUUACGGCUGUACUUACAAUGUGCUGAGGCUGCUAAUGACUCUGAUUUAGAACCUGUUGCAUAUGAAUUUUUUACCCAAGCAUAUAUUCUGUAUGAGGAAGACAUCUCAGAUUCCAAAGCACAGGUGACUGCACUGCAUUUAAUAAUAGGCACUCUACAGAGGAUGCAUGUCUUUGGUGUUGAAAAUAGGGAUACUUUGACUCACAAAGCUACAGGGUAUUCUGCGAAACUUCUAAAGAAGCCUGAUCAAUGCAGAGCUGUCUAUGGGUGUGCACAUCUUUUCUGGGUUGAUGAUCAAGAUAACAUGAAAGAUGGAGAGAGGGUUCUGAUUUGCCUAAAGCGUGCAUUAAGAAUUGCAAAUGCUGCUCAACAAAUGGCUAAUGCUACGCGAGGUAGCACUGGAUCAGUCACGCUCUUUGUUGAGAUUCUGAACAAGUAUCUUUAUUUCUUCGAAAAGGGAAACCCACAGGUCACUGUUGCUGCUAUCCAGAGUCUGAUUGAAUUAAUUACAACUGAGAUGCAAAGUGACUCUAGUACACCAGAUCCUGCUGCUGAUGCAUUCUUUGCUAGCACGCUGCGGUACAUCCAGUUCCAGAAACAAAAAGGUGGAGCAAUUGGUGAAAAGUAUGAACCCCUUAAAAUAGUGACAGGAUGAUCGGAUGGCACAGGAUAUCUUUCAGGUUAUUGUUCUUUUUUUAAAAAUAUAAAUGCUACCAUUGAUUCCAUGGGUUAGGGUUUAUGUGCUAUGAUCUGGGUGAAGUAGCUUUGUGCUUCCAAGUCCCGCCAGUGCAAUGUUGAAAGCCUGUCUACUUAUUAGACCAGUACUGAAAUCAUAUGCCAACAUUUUAAAGAUGGUUUAGGAAUUUAACUUUCUCGAGUAUAAAGUUAAGCGAUGUCUAUUCUCCUCUA